This is a messenger RNA of Bipolaris maydis ATCC 48331, 2976 nucleotides long. Its product is annotated as ankyrin repeat-containing domain protein. The record is from RefSeq and is a predicted model, not a curated record. Gene Ontology annotation, molecular function: protein binding. NCBI's taxonomy places the organism in Eukaryota, Fungi, Ascomycota, Dothideomycetes, Pleosporales, Pleosporaceae.
AUGUACGGCGAAGGCGAAGGUCAUGCACGGAAGAGAAUGAGGGAAGUAAUAGAGGCCAGCACCGUGGCUAGAGACGCGAAAUUAAGCCAGAUAGAACGCUGGUUAUCGGCGCCGGAUCCUUCAGUAAAUUACCAGAAAGCGCUGAAGCUGCGACAGCAUAACACUGGUCGGUGGCUGCUCGAUGGAGAGCGUUACGAGACCUGGAAAAUUGAGACCGCGUCAUGCAUAUGGCUAUACGGUAUUCCAGGUUGCGGUAAAACUCUUCUGAGUUCCACUAUUCUGGAAGACGUUUUUCGGUAUUGUGACGAGCAUCCCGGAUAUGCUGUUGCCUACUUUUACUUCGACUUUAACGACAUACAAAAACAAAAUGCCGAGCGGAUGCUACGAUCGUUGGUCGUACAACUGUUACAAAAGUCUGUUGACAUACCUUCGAGUCUCGAUGCUCUUUUUUCCUCGCAUGACAAUGGGAAACGACCACCAGCUCUCGAUAGCCUGUUGAAGGUAGCACGCGAUUUGAUAGAGCAUUUUCCACAAGUAUAUAUCGUUCUGGAUGCAUUGGAUGAGUGCAACCAAUGGUCUGAGUUGAUGGAAAUGCUUGAAACUAUAGCUAGCUGGGAAAUUCCGAAUCUGCAUCUCAUCAUGACAAGUCGGGCGGAGCCAGAUAUCAAGAGCACUUUAACUAGUUUUGUGGACCCGCAGAACAGUAUCUGCCUUCAAAGCAACAUAGUUGACAGAGAUAUCCAGCUGUACAUCCGCCAACGGCUUUCUGACGACAAGGACUUGGCCAAGUGGAAAAAGGAUCCCGAUAUCCAACAAGAGAUUGAGACUGCCCUCACCAAGGGCUCUAAGGGAAUGUUCCGUUGGGCUGCAUGCCAGCUAGACACGCUCGGAAGGUGCCUCAAUCGAUCACUUUUGCGGAAAACACUCAAAACAUUACCAUCCACCCUGGACAAGACCUACGAACGCAUCUUGGGGAGCAUCAGCGAUGAAUAUGCUGAAUACGCUAUCUGCAUUCUACAGUGGUUAGCGUUCUCAGAACGUCCACUAUCAGUAGAAGAGCUUGCAGAAGUGAUCGCAAUUGACGUGUCACGCGAUCCAGAAUUUGAUAGAGACGAAGUGCUAGAAGACCCCAUGGACGUACUGAGAAUUUGCUCUAGUUUGGUUUCCAUCACAGCAGCUCCUGGGUUGAAUCUCUCGCGUGUAUUAAGGACGCCAAGCAUAACACUACCGAAGAGAGAAGUCCCAGUAAGACAGAUCAUUAUGCUUGCACAUUAUUCUGUCAAAGAAUAUCUCAUCUCGGACCGGGUAAAGCGAGGCCAGGCAGCGCGUUAUAGCUUACAGGCCGCAACGUGUCACGGCGCCAUGGCUGUGGCAUGUCUCGGUUACCUUAACCAAUUUCAGGAGCCCGAGCUCCUGUCAGAGCAAACAUUGGAGAAAUUCAAGUUAGCAAGUUACUCUGCGAGAUUCUGGAGUGAACAUGCCCGAAAGGCAGGAGAUCAAGAAGCAGAAGUGGCCAGAUUUGUUUGUCGACUGUUGUCUAUGGAUAAUCCUGCGUACUUCAGUUGGAUCCAAAUAAUUGAGGGUGACUUUUUCUGGUUUGACCCAUCUUUUGAGAGCAUAAAGAGUAUUGUACCUACCCCGCUAUACUGUGCAUCACUUCUCGGUCUGGAUACAGUUGUAGAGCAAUUUCUCACCCAGAAUUCGGACCCUAACGCACGAGGCGGAACGUAUGGUAACGCACUGCAAGCUGCUUCGUGCAUCACCAGAAUACUGCUCGAAGCAGGCGCCAAUGUUAGUCCGGAUGGUUCAUGCAAAAGCGCCUUGCAUCACGCUAUUGAUGGGUUGAGAUGUACCCCUUCACUGGUAAGCACGUUGCUGAAAUUUGGUCCACCGAUGAGCACAGUCAAUGCCCAGAACAUGACCCCUUUACAUUUCAUGGCCUUGCAUCGGAAAUUUGAGGUGAUCAAAAUUCUGCUCAAGUAUGGUGCCGACCCCAAUGCGCUUUUUGAAAACCACGAAACGUCUCUUUACCUCUUUCUAAAUAAUCCACACGAGUCUGUCUCUAUACAAGACCCAUCCAGGAUGAGAGAAGUAUCACAGCUGGGCAAAGCCGGAAAUCAUGUAUGGGUUAAAGUUUUAAUCGAGUACGGCGCGAAUGUAGGACGGACGGAUGACUCGGGCCUCAAUGCACUUCAUUACGCAGCUCAAAGUGGAAACCACAAAACCAUAGUUGCUAUUCUUAGAACUGAAGAGGCAAAAAAGGUUGGUCUUGUUACAUCGAAGGACGGAUCUGGUAGGAAUGUGCUUCACCAUCUCUUGGACAAGAAAAAAAAAGCCAGAAUCAAGACGAUACGUUUUCUGCUUAGCCGAGGGGCCGAUAGUUCAGCAGUUGAUGACUCUGGAUGUACCCCGUUAGCAAGUUACCUCCAAAGCCGUUCAUACAUCAAUCCCGAACUCUGCAGCUUACUCUUGAAGUUCAACGGGAACGCGACUUUUUCGAACAGCAAGGGCCAGAACCUCGGACACCUAUAUAUCCAAAAUCGGAAUACUACAUUUGAAACGCUACGGUUCCUGCACGAGAGAGGUGUCGACUUGACAAAAAAAGAUCACGAGGAGAAGACGUUACUACAUGUGGCAGCUACGCGAGGCUCUCUGACUGAUACAAUGCUGGUAUAUCUCAUCAACGUUGUUGGUCUUGGAAUAGCUGACCAAGAUAUACAUGGCCGAGAUGUUUUGCAGUAUGCCACUGAGAGACACGAACGAAUAGAAAGAGUAGAAAUAGAACUAUCAGCAAUGUUUUGUAUGGAAGAGCUUAGCGUCGAUUUCUGCAGUUGUUCCUGCAGUGGUUGCAGUGGUUUCUACAGGAAUUUCUACAGGGAUUCCUACAGGGAUUCCCGCCUGACAAUUUUAAGACGCAUCACUGAACUCAAGGAACUCGCCACGAAAAGGAAUAACGUCACAAUCCCUGUAUUGUAA